UUAUGUAUGUAUGUGUGCGUGUACUAUGUAUGUAUGUGAGCGUUACGUACGUAGGUUAAGUACAGGGAAUUUAACACCAGGCUGUCAAUUAGUAGGUUCAAAAAUUUGACAGAGAGGGUUCUCUAUUUCCUAUGUAUUACUUUUCUCUAUGAUCUUGACUUCUUUCUUGCGUAAAUAAAAUCGUAAUCUUUCUCCAAGACUGAUAAUUUAGCAAAAAAUAAUAUUGUGCUUAUCAGUGCCUCUGCCUGUGAUACGUCUUUACCCAAAAGAUUAUUAUUUUGGAGUAAUCUCUCGUGUAACAAUACAGUGAUAAAAUGAGUGAACCAGCGAAGGAGUUCGAAGUAAACUCUGACCCGAGUUUAUCUAACGUUGGUGUUACGCGUGAUUUAGGAAAUGCGCCGUCGUUUAUAAACCCAAUGCCAUCUACGUCUACGGCUGGUGCUGUGGGUCCCCCUGCUUUGCCCCCAAGGCCUGAUAUGGGCAUGCAGCAGAGUUUUGGGAUGAAUCAAGGAUACUCUUAUGGAGGAAUGGGAGGAUAUGGUAUGGGGACCAUGGGGGGCUACGGUGGUUACGGCAUGGGGGCAAUGGGAGGCUAUGGGGGGUACGGAGGAGGAUAUGGGAUGGGUGGAAUGGGGAUGGGCUCCCCAUAUGGUGGUUACAACAGUUUUCGACCAAUGUAUGGUGAUAUGGAAAGCAGAUUUAUCCAAAUGGCAGAAGAGAAUUCUAGGCCAGCGUUUGACUCAAUUCAAAGCUUCGUUAACGCGGUGGGCAGCGUCGCCAUGAUGUUAGAGAACACAUUCUUCGCAUUGACCAGUUCAUUUAGAGCCAUUUUAGGUGUAGCAGAAAACUUUGGUAGACUUCGAUCAUUGUUCGCACAGUUCUGGUCCACAUUUGCCGUAGUCCGGAGUCUCAAUUGGAUGGUCAGGAAGCUCCUGGUGAUCAUGGGCAUCAGGACUGAAUGUGAAUUCAAGGCCUGGGCAGAAGCAAUGGCCGCCACUCAAGCGGGCACGGCCAGCCCUAACCAAAGAGCCAAGGGCUCCAGCUGGCCCAUCCUGAUGUUCUUCGGAGUGGUGGUCGCAGCACCCUACUUGGUGCUGAAGAUGCUCAACGGACUGUCUACGAGCAUUAAUGAGAAAUUAAACGACCCAACAACAUGGCAGAAUCCUCUUCGAGCGGUCGCCCAACACGAUUUCGCGGCAUCCUCACCGCAAGAACUAAGUUUCUCAGCAAACCAAGUGUUAACCCUUGCGCCGCAACACCUUCAGACCCAAUUAUGGAACACCGGCUGGCUUAUGGCCACAACUGACCGGCAACACGCAGGGUUAAUCCCAGUCAAUUAUAUCAAAGUCAUCAAACCGACCAACCAAGUCGAAGGCACGCAAAACGAAACGCAAGAGAAACCGGGACCCAGUAUAGCGGAGCUGGACAAAUUGUAUGGACAAGAAUUAUAAGGUUGGUACUUUGAUUGUUGGUUUUGAUAGAAUUGUUAGAAGUUUAGAGUGGAAGCGAAAAUAUAUGGGAAGAGGAAAUUAUUUACAAAUGAAACUUAAUGUAACGUACGAUAGCACAUCAAGCUAUAAUGUGGCAUCUUAUCCUUAGUUGUAAUAAGGGCGAUUUUGAAAAAAAAUGUCUGAUGUGCUGUUCACUGUACUUAAUUGAGUUAAUCUUCAGAAAUACAGUCAUACUUCUUACAAAUGUUAGUUUUGUACCUAAAUUGACCAGUUGAGUAUAAAACUUUAUGAUACGCGUAUAAAAAUGCAGAUAAGUGACUUAGGUUUUUAGUAACAAAAACUACUUUUCACUACUCAUAAUAUUACAAGACUAAUAUACAUAUAUUUUCGUUUUCACUCUAAGGAAUAGAAAUUAAUUACGCAUUAAUUUAAAGGCAAAAUAUAUUCUGUCUCGAAAUACGGUGAUGGAAAAGCAAUAUUGUAAAUAAUUUACUAUCUAAUUAAAUUACCAUAUAUACAAAAUGACUCUGUUAGAAUAUUUGAAAUUGGUGCCAGAGCUAUUAUAGUAUGCUAUUUAAAUUAUACACAUGUUAAAGUACUUAGAACAAAUCAGCUUGAAAAUAGAUCACAAAUAAUAAUUGUAGAUAAAAUGUAAGUUUCUUUGGAUAAGUUACACCUCCCUCACACAAUCAAAAAAAUUCACUUUUUCAAAAUGCGUUUAAUAUUACAACCCGGUUCAGUUAACUGCGUACCUGGCAGCCGUGACGUCACAUCGACGCUCUUUCCAGCGAGGUGCGCAGAAGCUCGACCGUGUUGUAAAUAUUUGCAUACAUAUUUACAAUUUUCAUUUAUAAAAUAAUUAGACAUUUUUGUAACUUUCAACUCCAGUGUCAUAGGCUGUCUGUCUACUAUGGUACACUAUAAAAAAUUGUGUUCCAUAUGUGGGACAUUAAACAGUUAAAGUGUUAAAUAGAUACAUACUGAUAUUUCCUGCCAUUAUUAAUUGGCUUUAAAAUAGUUAAAUCUAGUCUCUAACAUUACCAAUUUUGUAGAACUUUUUCUGACCGAAAAAUACCACUUGUAAAAGCUAGGAGAAUGUUAUGUUAGCUUUAAAAAUAAUUGACGGUGUGAAGCAAUUAUAUGUCUUAUUAGUAUGGGAAUAGGGACUAACACAUGAACCGCUAUGCAUUUAUUCUUUAUUUUUAAUGAUAUCUUGUAAUUCUACGCUAGUUGCUUGAGCAGUAGAACAAUGUAUAAUAGAUAUUCUAUCGAAUGAUAAGAAAAAUCUGAUAUGAGAUUAAACAGAACUUGUAAAAAAACUUGUUACAUUGAUGUGAUAUCGACAACUGAAAAAUAACCAUAACAAAAUUGAUAUAACAUAGCAGUAUUGGACAUUUGACAUGAUUGUUGAAGUGUACUUAUGCUUUAUGUAUAAGACCAAAAAUACACAACUUUUCUUGCCGACAUAGCAGUGACUGUUAAACUACCAUAUAGGUAUCACUUUGUGAAAUUGAGAUCGAGACUGACACCAUUGGGAUAUUGUCGUUAUAGUUCGCUCAACGAGAGUUGAGGCCAGCUACACAAGCAAAGAUUUGUGUCCGUAUACGCUGUCUGUUCUGACGUCUUUUGUCUCGCUUGCAGACAUUUAACAAGAGCGAGGGAGCUAGUGUAUUUGAUAUUUGAACUUGAUAUGUAAUGUUUUGUUUGUGUUCUGUAUUCAAAUAAUACAUCAGUGUGAGUACGUGUUCGCCUCAAUUUUCGUUGCGCGAACUAUAAAUUGCCUGUCUGACAGAUAAUGUCAAUGUCAUGUACUCUGUACUAUUGAGCUAAAAAUCAAAUCUCUGUUUUUGUUUAUGUAUUUACAUUUAAUGUUAUCCGCUCUCUUGGGGAGCAAUAAUUUUAUUUUUAAUUGUGAUUUAUUCUUAUUAAUUUAAUGAUAUUGUUUUAUAUAAUUUUUGUCUAUUGUUUUAAAUAAUAGAUUUGUUAAGUGGGAUGGACUGAUUUGUU
Molecule: messenger RNA, 3458 nt
Organism: Ostrinia nubilalis (European corn borer)
Lineage: Eukaryota; Metazoa; Arthropoda; Insecta; Lepidoptera; Crambidae
Gene: Pex13
Product: peroxisomal membrane protein PEX13
Exons: 5
Coding region: 315-1451 (378 amino acids)
Biological process (GO): protein import into peroxisome matrix, docking
Cellular component (GO): peroxisomal membrane; peroxisome; peroxisomal importomer complex
Molecular function (GO): protein binding
Source: RefSeq, a predicted model, not a curated record